Molecule: messenger RNA, 633 nt
Organism: Fusarium verticillioides 7600
Lineage: Eukaryota; Fungi; Ascomycota; Sordariomycetes; Hypocreales; Nectriaceae
Exons: 2
Coding region: 1-633 (210 amino acids)
Source: RefSeq, a predicted model, not a curated record
AUGACUGUCAACGGCACCAAUGGGGAUUCCCCGUCUCUCGGCGAACUUAAGCAUAUCUCGUCGACUCGCUUAACUCCCAGCCUCAGCAUCCAUUCAUUCUCUAUUCUUACAAACCAUGAGUUCAGUCGGGGCUUCCGUCCCAGUCAACACCUGACACUGCAAUUCCCGCCUGAUCUAGACCCUGUAUCGGGACCCCAGAAUUUGUCAGACCAGGAAAGAUGUCUGUCUUUCACUCCUUUCCAUUUACAGUAUGCAGAGGAUGGAACCAUUGAGAGCAUCUCUCUCAUGGCCCGUAAUGGCCGCGUUACCGGGCUGUUGGGACUCCCCAGACCGCAUGGACCAUUGGUUGCUAAGAUUGUUGAGGUCGGUGGCGGAUUUCCCUCUGAGAUCAUAGAGCAAGCCGCCCAAGCAUUGUGCAUUGCUGGCGGUACUGGUAUCGCACCAUUCAUUGCUAUGGCGGCGGCGCAAAACUGCAGCCGCAGUAUCAAUGACCUAAAGCCUAGUCUCAUCUGCAGUAUCCGUGGAGAUGACUUUGGAGUCAUAGAGUAUCUCUGGAACCACGAGAUGCUCUACCCGCGAGACUGGCAUGUGAUUCGCAUUUUUGUGACGCCUGGAGAAGAAACUGCGCUUUAA